Messenger RNA from Diabrotica virgifera virgifera (western corn rootworm), 1953 nucleotides. RefSeq lists its product as uncharacterized. Bases 111 to 1901 code for a protein of 596 amino acids. The transcript is spliced from 14 exons. NCBI's taxonomy places the organism in Eukaryota, Metazoa, Arthropoda, Insecta, Coleoptera, Chrysomelidae. The record is from RefSeq and is a predicted model, not a curated record. Gene Ontology annotation, cellular component: membrane. Gene Ontology annotation, molecular function: phosphatidylinositol bisphosphate binding.
UUUGGUUUAAAAAUGUAUUUGCUGAUUGUUUAUUCGAUCUCGAGAUUUUAUCGAGGAUAGUCGGUGUUCUUAGUUGGAAUACUUUUCUUACAAUAAUCAAAAGUUGAAAAAUGAAGGAAAUUCCAGUUGAGGAAAUAUACAAAAAAGACGAUAAACUGAAAAAAGAAGAUGUGCUGGCCUUAAUGGAAUGGAUCGAAAAGCAACCACAUUUGCCUAAAAUUUCAGAACUGGAGACAGCGCUUUUCCUCCAUAGUUGUUAUUAUAGCAAUGAAGCUGCCAAAUAUACCAUUGAUACUUACUUUACUGUCAAAACGUUAUGUCCUGAUAUUUUUGGAUCCAAGGAUAUUAAAAACGAUCGUUUACUUCAAAGAGCAAUGAAAACUGUAUUUGUUGGUCCUAUUCGUAAUUCUCCGAAAUCAAAUGAUAUACUUCUCUUCGGAAAGCUGAUGGACUGCAAUCCAGACAACUAUGCGUUUGCACCCCAAUUGAACUUAUUUGAUUUGACCACCAUAAUACAUUAUCUGGAAUACGGGCCUGCCGAUGGUUGUCAUAUUGUGAUAGAUAUGAAAGGAGUCGUUUUUGCACAUUUUCUUAAACUCAAUCCAGUUGUAAUGAAGAAAUUUUUGUAUUAUUUACAGGAAGGAAUGCCGAUAAGACUGAAAACCUUUCACUUUAUUAAUAUUGUAUCGUUUAUGGACAAAAUUUUAGCCUUAAUGAAACCGUUUAUGAAGAAGGAACUAAUUGAUGCGCUACAUCUUCAUACGGAUGCCGAAUCUGCAUUUAAAUAUAUCCCUAGAGAAAUGUUUCCUCAGGAAUAUGGCGGAUCUUGUGAGUCAUCAGAAAUAUUACAAGAGAAAUACAGGUGUAAAAUUAUGGACAACCCAGAUGUUAUUGCCCAUCUGACUAAUCAAGUAGUUGAUGAAUCCAAAAGACAAGGAAAGCCAAAGAACGCUGGAGACUUAUUCGGUGUAGAAGGAAGCUUCAAAAAACUAGAAGAUUCAAAUAUGCAGUUUAAUGAGAUAGCUGUAGAAGAAGUUUACAGAAGAGAUGAAAAGCUAAAGAAAGAAGAUGUUCAGGCGUUAAUGGAGUGGAUGGGCAAACAACCUCAUUUGCCGAAAGCUACAGAAUUACAGGUAGCAUCCUUCCUCCAUAGUUGUUAUUACAGCAAUGAAGCUGCCAAAAAUUCAAUAGAUGCAUAUUUCACAGUAAAAUUUUUAUGCCCCGAUAUUUUCAGUUCAAGGACUAUAAAUGACAAUAUAUUGCGAGCUACUGUAGACACUCAAUUAUUCGUUGUUCUUCCCGAAUUAACACCAGCAGGAGACGCAGUGAUACUAUCAAGAAAAAUCGAUCCCGAUCCAAGAAACUUUCACAUGAUUGGUCAGCUGAAGCUUAUGGAUGUAGUACCACUACUUCAUUCAUACCAAUAUGGCCCUGCAAAAGGCUUUCAGCUCAUAGUAGACAUGGAACUAACCAGCCUUGGGCAUCUACUGAGAAUAAACCCUUCUUAUGUUAAAAAAUUUGCCUAUUAUCUACAGGAGGGAAUGCCAAUCAGAUUAAAACAAAUACAUUUUAUCAAUCUUGUGCCAUUUAUGGACAAAGUAUUUAGUUUCAUUAAACCCGUUAUGAAAAAAGAACUCAUUGACUUGUUUCUAGUCCAUACAAAAAUGGAGAGCUUGUAUGAACAUAUACCCCAAAAAUUACUACCUGAAGAAUAUGGAGGUAACAUUGAGUCAAUUUUGGUACUAAAGGAAAAUGUGAGAAACCUCAUUAAGAACAGUGAAAAUUACUUGAAAUUCCAAGAAUCUCAACUCAUAGACGAAAGCAAAAGGCAAGGUUCAUCGAAAUAUCAGGAAGAUCUGUUUGGAGCAGAAGGAAGUUUUAAAAAAUUAGAUAUUGAUUGAGUUUGUUUCUUUUUUGUAACAUUUUAAAAUAAACGUAAAACUACAAUAAAAA